Alligator sinensis (Chinese alligator) is the source of this 1034-nucleotide messenger RNA. RefSeq names its product factor VIII intron 22 protein-like. Gene Ontology annotation, biological process: vesicle cytoskeletal trafficking. The transcript has a single exon. Bases 1 to 555 code for a protein of 184 amino acids. Gene Ontology annotation, cellular component: early endosome. Lineage: Eukaryota; Metazoa; Chordata; Crocodylia; Alligatoridae. The record is from RefSeq and is a predicted model, not a curated record.
AUGGGGCAGCCGGGCCAGGCCGCCCCACACUUCCAGCGCGCUGUUGAGCUGCUGGCGGCCGCCCAGCUGCCCCUGGAGGCGCUGCGCUGCCUGGGCGAGCUGGCCUCCUGCUUGCUGCUGGGCCACGACCAUGACGGCGCCCUGGCCGUGCUCACCCAGGCGCAGCUGCUGGCCCAGGCCGGGCCCAGCCCGCCCAGCGGUGCCUUCCUAGAAGUGCUGGUGCACUGCGAGGUGUCCCGCGUGCUGCUGCUGCUGCUGCUGCAGCCGCCGCCGCCCAAGCUGCUGCCGGAGCACGCUCGCACCCUGGAGAAGUACUGCUGGGAGGCCUUUGAGAGUGGGGCUGGGGUAGGUGCUGGGCAGCUGCCCCAAGCUGCCUACCUGCCCCCUGGCCUCUUCCUUCUGCUCCAGUCAGCUGUCAUGGCCUGCCAGGAGAAGGACCUCGAGGCACUCAAGGUGUUGCAGGCUGAGCUCUGGCCACUGCUCAGCCCCGAGCAGAACCACUUGCUGCACCUGGUGCUGCAGGAGAUGAUCAGUCCCUCAGGGCAGGGAGUCUGAGUCCCCUCUGUCUUCAUGCAGUGGACCAGCUUUGUUCAACUGCUGCCACCUUCAUGUGGAGGUGGGAAGCAAGGGGAUGAGUGUCAGCCCACUGCUGCUGCUGUCCUGGGAUUCGGCGCUCCCUGGGCCUCGCCCACCCUGGCAUUGAUGUCACUCCUGCUUGCUUGCUCUUUGACAGUGAUACGCUCGUGCUCACUCUGUGACAGUGACUUGGUGCUUCCACAGACACUGGGUUUGCUUGAACUGAGCUGCUGCUGCUAAUUUCACAGAAGCCAAAACCUACCUGGCAUCACCAGCGAAACAAACUUGUAUGCCACCUAGAGCAGAGCUCAGCCCCCUCUCUGCUACUAGGAAUAGUCUUUUGUCACCAAUCCUGACCUCCAGUCUAGUCCCUGUUGAGAACUACCAUCAGCACUGCAACUUAUUUCACCCUCCUCCUCCUACCACUUGCUGUGGGCUUCUGUAUCCUACUGCAGCUG